Molecule: messenger RNA, 5019 nt
Organism: Brienomyrus brachyistius
Lineage: Eukaryota; Metazoa; Chordata; Actinopteri; Osteoglossiformes; Mormyridae
Product: activated CDC42 kinase 1-like
Biological process (GO): regulation of keratinocyte differentiation; negative regulation of epidermal growth factor receptor signaling pathway; signal transduction
Cellular component (GO): extrinsic component of cytoplasmic side of plasma membrane
Molecular function (GO): protein binding; protein serine/threonine/tyrosine kinase activity; protein tyrosine kinase activity
Source: RefSeq, a predicted model, not a curated record
UCCCUCCCCCAGUGCUCCUGCCCCCCACCACAUGUCCCAAGAGCCCUUGCCACCUCCUUCCUAGCGCUGUCGUGUUGCUUCAGGAUGCGUUGUUUAGACAGGCUCCGGAGAUCCCUGCCCUUCCUCCUGCACCUACACACCUACAGAACACUAGGUGGUGCCAUGCAGCCGGAUGAGGGCACAGAGUGGCUGCUGGAGCUGUUGGCGGAGGUGCAGCUGCAGAUGUACUUCCUGCGCAUCCGCGACGACCUCAAUGUUACACGCCUGUCACACUUCGACUACGUGAAGAACGAGGACCUGGAGAAGAUCGGCAUGGGGCGGCCUGGACAGAGACGACUGUGGGAAGCGGUGAAGCGGAGGAGGAGCUUGUGCAAACGCAAGUCCUGGAUAGGGAAGGUGUUCAGCGGAAAGCGGCCCGACGGCGACUUCCAGGCCCAGCCGGCCAGCACCUUCCGCAAGGCAUCGCCACCGGCCCCCAGCGAGGGCCAGCAGCAGGCCCUCACCUGCCUGAUCAGCGACAAGGACCUGGCGCUGUUCGAGAAGCUGGGCGACGGCUCCUUCGGCGUGGUCAAGCGUGGGGAGUGGCUGGCACCCGCGGGCAAGGUGCUCAGCGUGGCGGUGAAGUGCUUGAAGACCGACGUACUGAGCCAGCCUGACGCCCUGGAUGACUUCAUCCGUGAGGUGAACGCCAUGCACUCGCUGGACCACCAGAACCUGAUCCGGCUCUACGGCGUGGUGCUCACCCACCCCAUGAAGAUGGUGACGGAGCUGGCGCCGCUGGGGUCUCUCCUGGACCGGCUCCGGAAGUCCCAGGGCCACCUGCUGCUCUCCACGCUGUGCCAGUACGCCAUCCAGAUCGCUAGCGGCAUGGCCUACCUGGAGUCGCGCCGCUUCAUCCACCGCGACCUGGCCGCCCGCAAUAUCCUGCUGGCCUCCGGCGACCUCGUCAAGAUCGGUGACUUUGGCCUCAUGAGGGCUCUGCCUAACAACGACGACCAUUACGUCAUGCAGGAGCACCGCAAGGUGCCCUUUGCCUGGUGUGCUCCUGAGAGUCUGAAGACCCGCACGUUCUCACACGCUAGCGACACCUGGAUGUUUGGCGUGACCCUGUGGGAGAUGUACACCUGUGGGCAGGAGCCUUGGCUUGGCCUCAACGGAAGUCAGAUUCUCCACAAGCUGGACAAGGAGGGCGAGCGACUGGCCCGGCCUGAGGAUUGCCCCCAGGACAUCUACAACGUCAUGCUGCAGUGCUGGGCCCAGAAGCCUGACGACCGGCCCACCUUCCUGGCUCUGCGUGAGUUCCUGGUGGAGACCCUGCCCACGGACAUGCGAGCCCUGCAGGACUUCGAUGAACCAGACAAGCUGCAGAUCCAGAUGAACGACAUCAUCACCAUCAUCGAGGCAGAGAACUACUGGUGGCGUGGGCAGAACAAACGAACCCUGAAGGUGGGCCAGUUCCCCAGGAACGCUGUGACGUCGGUGGCCGGCCUUUCAGCCCAUGACAUCAGCCGGCCGCUGAAGCACAGCUUCAUCCACACCGGCCACGGUGACACCAACCCCCACCGCUGCUGGGGCUUUCCUGACAAGAUCGACGAUCUGUACUUGGGAAACCCGAUGGACCCCCCUGACGUCUUGGGCUUCGAUCCAAACACUGCUCGGCCCACUCAGCUCCCCGGACGGGCAAAAAAGCCAUGUUAUGAUCCAGUGGCUGACGGUGAUGACUCCAACACAGUGGGCCUGAAGCGGCUCUCACUGAAGAAGCCGGUAGUCAAAGGGCUGAAGCUGAAGCCAGCUGCCUGGGUCUCGGCCUCGAAGCAGGGGGACCGGCAGGGCCAAGGGGCCCGGACUCCAGGCAGCACCUCCAGUGAGGUGUCCCUCAUAGACUUUGAGGAGGAAAUCCAUUCAGCCACGCCAUCCCCUUCCCCCGUUGUGGAGAUGCAGUUCCCUAGCUUGGCUAAGCUGACCUUGGAGGCUUAUUCCAUCCUGGAUAAGACCCCCCCACAUAGUCCCUCACGGUCUCUACCCCGGCCCCUGCACCCCACCCCGGUGGUGGACUGGGACGCACGACCGCUUCCACCACCUCCGGCCUACGACGACGUGGCCCAGGAUGAGGAGGACAUCGAGGUGAGCUCCAUCAAUGAAGAGCAGCAGGUGAGGGCGGAGCAGCAGGUGAGGGCGGAGCAGCAGGUGAGGGCGGAGCAGCAGGUGAGGGCGGAGCUGAAACUGGAGGUAGAGCAGUGGGCGGGGCAAGGACGCACACAUGUGCCAGUGGAAGCCCCACCCACCGAUUCAGAUGCAGGAAAACCACACGUGGAGGACAACCUCUUCCUCCCCUGUAGUGGGAGUCAAAGUAGCAACUUCUCUCAGUCGGCGGAGAUCUUUCAGGAGCUACAGCAGGAGUGCAUGAGGAGGUUGAAGGUGCCAGUAAGCACAGCCUCCAUGCCGUGCUCGCCAAGCCCUCCAGGUCAGGAGGGGGUGCACCGCCAGAUCUUCCUUUCAUUUUCCGAGGACAAGCCCCAGAUUCCUCCUCGGGUGCCCAUCCCGCCACGCCCUGCCAAGCGUGGCGAGCAGGGCCGCUGGUCCGGGGACCUCUCCCCAGCCUCUGGGGGCGAGGAGGAACGGGACAGGCCCCCUCAGAUCCCUCCUCGGGAUCCCCUGUCCCAGCCUGGCUCUCGCACCCCCAGCCCUAUGGGCCUCCUGGUCGGUUCUCCGCAGCAGCGCUCAAGUCUCUCCUCCUACCUCUCUACCUCCCCUAGCAAGCUCAUGCCCACAACCCAGAGCUUUGCCUCCGACCCCAAGUACGCCUCCCCCAAGGUGAUCCAGGCACAGGGCCGGGAGAUGGCCAGGGCCCCCUGCAUCCUGCCCAUCGUACGGGAUGGAAGGAAAGCCAGCAGCACUCACUACUACCUCCUCCCAGAGCGGCCCGCCUACCUGGACAGGUACGAGAAGUUCUUCCGGGAAGCGGAGGGUGUGGAGGAGCGACGAGCGGCCCACACUGCCACUGUGCGGCCCAUGGUACAACCAGCCUCGGUGGGCCCGCCGGAAGACGUCAAGGCCAAUUUCUCCUCAAACAACAACAGCGGGCUGGCUAGCAAGUCAGCCUUGAAGCCACCCUCCUGCUCAUCACGGGGAAGUGGGGACUGGCAAGCCGGAGGCCAGGAGGUGUGCAGCAACGUGGAUCGGGUCCGGCUGGUGCAGGAGGCCGUCCACGGGGUGACGGUGGGGGAGUGUCAGACGGCCCUGCAGAACCACGGCUGGAAUGUACCGAAGGCCGUGAACUAUCUGAAGGUGGAGCAGCUUUUCGGCUUGGGGCUGAAGUCCAGGGCGGAGUGUCUUAAGAUCCUGGAGACGUAUGACUGGAACCUGGAGCGGGCCAGCACCCAGUUACUGGACCCAUACAGCUCUGUGAAGCAGAGGCGUUGAUGGAAUCAAGGACCUCGCCGUUUCCCAGCAGAGUUUUUUCCCCCUCCAUGGAGUCCAGGAUCCCACUGAGGAAACUCCCUCCCCAUCUCUGUCUUCAGACCCCGAGGCUGCUGCUCUGGGCUGAUGGAUGAAACGAUGAGCAUCAACCAGCAUUAGAACUCAAACCCACUUCUGGGUCUUUUGGGUCAUUUCUGCAAGGUUUAAGGUCAACCAGUCCAGUAUUGAGUCCCUGUAAAAUACACUUUUGACAUGAAAGUGAGACUCCUCCCACAUGUUGGCCAUCAUUCUUUUAUACGGACAUUUUUUUUUUUUGUGAUUAUAUACGAGGAAAAUUUACAAAGAGAGAUAUAUAUAUGACUAUAGUAAUUUUUGAGUUUAUAUAUUUGCAUCAAAUAUUUCUCUGUUGUAUGGAUCUGGAUUGUUUGAUUGUGGAGGAUUUUGUGAAAGCUGAAAUUCACGGGGGAAAAAAUCUGUAGCACAGCUGCUCUCUGGCGCUUUAGCUCCCUUUCCUCACGCUCACUGUUGCCACCUAGUGGGCGUUCAUGAGAAGCACCGAAGUGGCAUGGUCCUCGUUUUAACGAGUCUGAAAGCACAACAAAUCCACGGCCCAGCUAGGCAGUGCAGCGAAGCAGUCGCAUCUGACCACGCCGAUGAUGUUUCCCGCAAUGUCUUUGCCAACAAGGACACAUUAUCGGGAGAAUUGUAGCAGUGUUAACUAUUUUUAAUGGUCGUGCUUUCUGGUCAGAGUUACACACAGGUUUACUCACCAGGCGGUUCAGGUUACUCAGUCUGGUGAGCUUUAUUUUAAAUGUAGAAAUUACGAGAUUAAAAACAGUUAGGUGCUAGUUUUUAGCCAGCUGGCAUUUCCAUACAAAUAGCUCUGCUGUGUGCACACAAUAAUAAACUGUAGCAUGCGAGCCGACUCCGUUGCCGUAGCAGCUGUGUGUGCGUGGACGUUGGUGUUUGUGCGCUUGCGUGUCCGCUGCCCUACAUCCCUCACCCCCCCACUAGACACGCACUGCAUUGGCUGUGUGCCAAAAUCGCAUUUGUCUUGGUGUCCUCCACCCCUGCCUCGGGUUUGGGUGGGGACACAGACACUGAGGGCGGUGGUGGUUGGGGUUAGGGGGCAUUCUCGAGGUGCUUUGUGCAAAACGCCCAUUCAGCAGGAGGUUUGUGCCCCCUGUUGGCCGACUUCCAUAUUCUGCUAACCAGUGUUCAGUACUGUAGAGACAUGUGCAGUGUAGCCCAACAACCUGUGCCGUUCCUUUGCUUAGCGUAAACUAGAUUUGAAGAGUUCAAGGUAUGUUUGUGACAUAGCCGUCCCACAGUGCAGCUUGUGGUCACCCCCCCCCCCCCCCCCCCGGUUUACCCCAGAGAAUCUGUGGUGCUAUUUGGACCCAAACAGUCUCUCCAAGUGAGCAAAAUCAUCCGUGGUUCUGUGCAUCUGACCCGGCAAGCCCAUGUCCGUCGUCCUGUCGUCUGUUUUGUUCUGGAUGUUUGUACAAGUGAAUUUCGUCUUUCUGGGUGUCGUUUGUGAGACACCUUGCUGCCGAUCUCAAAUCUGUAUUUUUUAUUAAAAAGGUACUAUUUUUUAAA